AUCAGUGAAGCCUGGACUGUUUGUUUCUGGUAGGGUGACAGUUUCAUAUUCAUUUAGACGCGCAGACACACGUGCCAGAUUCAAUCAGUGAGUAAGCAAGGGAGACAGCAAGGAAAUGAGGGAGUGACGAGGAAGAGAGAGGGAGAGAGAGAGAGAGAGAGAGGGAGAGAGAGAGAAAGCCAUAGAGACAGGCAGAUCGCUGGAGCAGCACUGUGAUUCCUGUAGACGGGGAUCUCUGGCUUUUAUCAUCUCAGGAUUCCUGAUCCCCUAUCCACAGCUUCCUUUACAGGAAACAGAUUUACUGUGCGGUUUCUUCUUGGAUUCAGCGGAGCGAGCCGCUGCUGAUCAGCCUGUUCAGCACAUCUGUGAGAGAUGCCUUUUUAAUUCGUCCGGACGGGUCAGAAGGCAGGCAGGGAGGCAGCCACCACACACGACACUUUCACUCUGAGAGGGAACGCUGCCUUCGCUUGUCCCUCGCCAUCUCCUCUCAGCUGCGCCCAGAUCCGCACCGGCAUCGCCAUGGGUGACAAAGGCACGAGAGUGUUUAAGAAAGCAAGCCCCAAUGGCAAACUUACUGUGUACCUUGGGAAGCGGGACUUUGUUGACCAGGUUGACCUUGUUGAACCUGUUGAUGGUGUGGUUUUGAUUGACCCAGAAUACCUAAAGGAAAGAAAAGUUUUUGUGACCCUGACAUGUGCUUUCCGCUACGGCCGGGAGGACCUGGAUGUCCUGGGCUUGACGUUUAGAAAAGACCUCUUUGCCGCCAACAUCCAAGCCUUCCCUCCAGUGCCGGAUGGGAAAAAUACUUUAACCCGUCUUCAGGAGCGCCUCAUGAAGAAGCUUGGGGAACACGCACACCCGUUCACUUUUGAGAUUCCUCCCAACUUACCUUGCUCAGUCACCCUUCAACCAGGACCAGAAGAUACAGGAAAGGCCUGUGGGGUUGACUUUGAAGUAAAAGCUUUCUGUGCAGAGAACGUUGAAGAAAAAAUCCACAAGAGGAACUCGGUGCGUCUUGUCAUCAGGAAGGUGCAGUACGCUCCAGAGAAGCCAGGCCCUCAGCCCAUGGCUGAGACAACUCGCCAGUUUCUGAUGUCAGACAAGCCGCUUCACCUGGAGGCCUCACUGGACAAAGAGAUUUACUACCACGGAGAGCCAAUCAACGUGAAUGUUCACGUGACCAACAACACGAAUAAGACUGUGAAGAAGAUGAAGAUCUCAGUGCGUCAGUAUGCUGACAUAUGCCUGUUUAACACUGCGCAGUACAAGUGCCCCGUGGCAACAGAAGAAUCAGAUGACAUGGUUGCUCCCAGCUCCACGUUUUGCAAGGUGUUCACUCUCACACCCUUCUUAGUCAACAACCGAGAGAAACGCGGCUUGGCCCUAGAUGGGAAACUGAAGCACGAGGACACAAAUUUAGCCUCCAGCACCCUGCUGAGAGAAGGGGCUAACAAAGAAAUCCUGGGGAUCAUUGUGUCCUACAAAGUCAAAGUGAAGCUGGUUAUUUCCCGGGGAGGGCUCCUGGGAGACCUCGCAUCUAGCGACCUGGCGAUUGAACUUCCGUUCACAUUAAUGCAUCCCAAACCUGUUGAAGGCUCUUCCUACCGAGAUGCUACAGACAAGGACGCACCAGUAGACACCAAUCUGAUUGAAUUUGACACAAAUGACGACGACAUCGUCUUUGAAGACUUUGCGCGACAGCGCCUCAUAGGAGCAAAGGAAGAGAAGGAUGAGGACGAGGAUGGGGCCGACUCGCCGAAGCUGAGUGACAGAUAGGCACCGGGUUGUAGGUGUGAAUCUUCAUUGAGCGGAGGCCUGCGGGUUUAGCCUGGAAGACUCUGUAACAGUCUUGUGCCUGUGCUGUCGUCUUGUUAUUCUUCACUUUAGUCUUUUUCCAUUUCCACGGGAAUGCAGAGUUAAGAGCCCAGCUGAGUCUGUGCACAAGGCUGAAAGUGGUGGUGUUAGAUGGGGUUAGGUCACCCAGCUGGCUCUGCUUGAGAAGCGGGUGAUGGAGGCAGAGAAAACUUGCCCUGUGACAGCUUCGGAUCCUUUGAUAGAUCGAUGGAUUAAAGUUGUUCCUUCUAGGAUGAAACAUUAACUAAAAUCGCACCCUAAGAGUAUAAUUACCUAUGAGACUGUGAAAAUGUCCCAGAAUAAGUACAAAAAACGGAACUUUCUUCCACUUGCUGUCGCUAGUGAUUUAUGACACUAUAGCAUUUCACCAAACUUAACAGUGAGUAGUUUGUGGAAUUUUUUUUAAAGUUUGGGUGGAUUAACUUAGACGCGUUAGCAACGUACCCUCAGAACAAUGGCCUUAAAUCAUCACUCAUUCGUAAAUUAUGGUUCCAGUUUUUAUAGGAUACUUUCAGCUAAUAUCAUAUUAAUCUAUUUAUACCUAUGGAUAUUGGUUACUAAAUUCAAAUGGGCAGUGAACCUUUAUCUGUUUGAAAGAAUAUUUUUUAAAUUAAAAAAUAUAUAUAAUUUUGUAGCAGUCAGUGUUUACAGUUUAUUGCCCAUGUACAUACUGUAUGCUGGUUUUGAUGACACGCAUGUUCCACUGUCUUUUUCGCACAAGAUCUCAGGUGGGUCUGUUUGUAGGAAUUAAAGACCCCAGGAUGUUUCGACUGUGGGGCGAAUGGGGAGGCACUGCAUUGAUAGAUUUGAUAGUGAGUACACGAAACCUCAAGAAGAGUGGAUUUAAAUGUCCCUAUUUUGCAUGACACGUGUCAAUAAUGCUCUCAGCAUGCACGACCGGCGAAAUGCCCAAGGGAACACCGGCAUGAUGCUCAUGGCGUGUGACCAGCUCGUCAAAAACACGAGUAGAACCAUGACACUGGCUGGAACAUCCGCAUGUCUCACGUAUGUUUAAUUUAUUUUCCGUUACUGAAUUCGCUGUUAAAUGGUACGUAAUGUGGUUUGUAUAGCUGUAUAAGACGCCUGCCCACCCUGUUUCCUGACAUCGCAGAUGUAACAGAUUAGCUGUUCAACUUCCUACUGAAUUUUAAGAACCCGGUGAACUGUUUGAACCAGAGACAGAAAAAGCCAUAAUGCCCGUAUUGCUGCUGCCUUGGCAGGUGUUGCUUUCCAUAUAGUGCAGGAAAAUUAUUAAAUUGUACAGGCGAUUUGAACAAAUGACCAAUGGCAUUUGUCACAUUCACCUUUAUGGUGGAAUUCAUGUUGACAUCAUUUCUAUAUGGUAAUUAUACUUGACACAAUUUCCUUUUCUCUUCUCUUACCCGGCCCUGUUGAGCAAAUCAAAUUAAUCUUUUACUGAAAUAAUGUUGAUCGUACCAUUUAAGUCAGACCCACUGUGAAACUAUUUUACAGCUAAUCAUUACCUCUUUACUAUACAUUUGGUUUGUUUUGAAACUAAAACAGCUCACUUAUGAAUAUUUAACAGUAAUUUAAAUGUUUUCACGGAAGGCUUCACCAUUCAAGAAUAAAAUGAUUAUAUGUGUGUGCUUAUUAACAUGAAAUUUAAUGUGAAGCACACUUGAUUACCCUGGAUACUAUUUUCAUCUCUUUUAUCUGACUAAUUCUAGUGAAUGAUGUUAAAGUAUAGAAUUUCUGCUGAAUAUGCUGGUACUGACUUAGCUAUGUCUGAAGAAGAAAUAUUAUAGCAUCUGUGCCGUAAUUCUGAAGUAAUCUGUAUAUUUAAGUUUUAUUCUUAAUUACUUGAUAUGCCAGAUUUACGCAAAAUGUCUCACUCAAAUCGGCAAGAAAACAUAUAAUGUGUUGAGACUGACAAAACUGAAUGUUUUUAUGUUGUGCAUCCAAAUAUUAAAGACUUUUAGGGAUGUUUCUGUAGAGCUUCCGGUCAAGAGGGAGGCAGUCGUUAGUACACAACCAGGGAACCCCGGCGAGAAUUCCUGUCUCUGUCCACCACAGUAAUUAAAAGUUUAGUCGAUAUAGUGAAUCAAUAUCAAUUUGUCCGUGCUGCUUUUUCAUUUUAUAAUCACUGGAUGAAGAAUUCAGGUUAAAGGGUGCCGGAAGAAUUGUUUUUCAGCGUUAGCUAAAUAUUUAGAGGGUCUUUGUCUUUCAUGUUCGACGUCUCACCUGGAAAUGAGGCAUGAGACCUUAGGCUGGAUGCAAAGCCUGCAACAGAUUUCACACCCAAUCUGAAGUGAGGGAGCCCAAGGCGCCCUCUAGUGGUGAUCUCAACGCUGCUGUCCUCAUAAGGACCACAUUAUAUAACUACAAUCUCUGGAAAAAUAACUUCCGUUAGUCCUGAACCUGGACACAUUAUCCAAUUUGACACCCUUUGGGGAAAUAAUUGAAUCCAAAUGAUGGUGCAGAAGUCUGAGCACAAUGUGAGGCAAGGAAAGUCAAGUGUGACCCAAAAUUGGAUUCUUGUGUGUAAAACUUGCCUCUCAUUAACACCCCCUCCCCCCACCUUACAUUCUGGAUAUGUUGUAUUUUGUGGCAAAAAUCUCCUAUUUGUUCCUAUGAUUUCUGUAUUUGUUGAUGUAAAAUGUUUAAAACAAAAACUUCUUUGUGCUUUGGUGAAGCAUGUAAUAAAGCGAUCUGGUUUCUGUGUG
Molecule: messenger RNA, 4538 nt
Organism: Paramormyrops kingsleyae
Lineage: Eukaryota; Metazoa; Chordata; Actinopteri; Osteoglossiformes; Mormyridae
Gene: arrb1
Product: arrestin, beta 1
Biological process (GO): negative regulation of Notch signaling pathway; G protein-coupled receptor internalization; signal transduction
Cellular component (GO): cytoplasm
Molecular function (GO): G protein-coupled receptor binding
Source: RefSeq, a predicted model, not a curated record